GAGAGCAAGUGCAGCGAGGAAAGUUCUUCUCGGUAAAGGCCCUUUAGAUCAGGACACACCUCAGCGGCUCAUAUGAAAUAAUAAAACUUACAAGAAUUAACUUCAGCAGAUAUGAGCAACUGGCAAUAAGCAACUGACUACUGGGAUUGCUUAAAUUUGGGUUGGGAGGUGAACUAAAGGGGAGAAAUUGAGGAACAAGGCGGGAGGAAAAUGGUGGCACCUUCAGUGUGAGCUGUGAGUUAGGUGUGAUUUAUACAAACUGCAGCGUGUGUGUGUGUGUGUGAACUGGUCGGCAGUUUAAUUGCAGGUUUCUGCUGAGCAGAACGUGGUGUCUUGAUUGACUUGAUUGCUGCUACUGAUACUGAUAUGGACUCCACUGCACUGCUGUCUGUGGUGGGUGGGGCUCUCCUCCUGUCAAUCAUCCUUGUAACCAGUCUUUGUACAUACUGCUGGGGGCAUAAACAACCAACAUCCAUCCAUCAGAGGUCCAGUGAUUCAGAAUACCCAGCAUCAGUUUUUGUGGAUCGGCAUCCCGUGUCGACAUAUGCGCCCCAUAUGGACCAUACCAGAAUUGUACCUUACCAACAAUCCAAUUCACUUGGUUCACCAUCUAUUACUGUCACAAAGGUGCCCUCCUGUCCUCCCUCAGAAACUGGAAGUCAAGCCAGUUAUGUGAAUCAAAACGGUGAGGAGGGAAUCAACAUUCAUGUCAAUCUUCAUGAGACUGGCGAUGAGCUGAAUAAUCGGCCUCAAAGUGAAUACAUAACUGUUCUUCCCGAUUCCCCGAUCACACAGUCUCAGGGACCCAGCCGAGCUUCAUCCCAGAGCUCAGGAGAAUGCUACAUAAAUGUAAAAAAAGAUGAAGAUGUACCUGAAGAUAUAUGUGAGGAUCAGAUGUAUGUGGAUGAAUCAGACUCAGACAUUCCCGAUUAUGAAAAUUUCGAUAAUUCUCCAGGCCACCGAAAAAAAAGCCAUAGUCUGUCCCGUGGAAGUCAAAGCAGUGAUGAACGGAACAGCUCUGAUUAUGUCAACACAGGCCCUAACUUACAGUAAUCAAGAAUCUGCCUUUUACCAAAUAAUGACAGAUAGCAAGGUCAGAGGCCUAACCAUCAUCCUGACUGCCAGAGGACUUUCCAGAUUUAAUUAUGCUUUGAACUUUGAAGUGCAUUACCAAGAAAGCAUUGAACCAGUGUCACCUCAGAAAAGUUCCUCCCUCAAUCCUUAUGACAGAUUUGCUGACAAUACCUGAGAAUGUUUUUAUUAGUUUUU
Molecule: messenger RNA, 1269 nt
Organism: Sinocyclocheilus grahami
Lineage: Eukaryota; Metazoa; Chordata; Actinopteri; Cypriniformes; Cyprinidae
Exons: 13
Coding region: 367-1053 (228 amino acids)
Source: RefSeq, a predicted model, not a curated record